Arabidopsis arenosa is the source of this 1276-nucleotide messenger RNA. The record is from the annotation of a GenBank genome assembly. Lineage: Eukaryota; Viridiplantae; Streptophyta; Magnoliopsida; Brassicales; Brassicaceae.
GAUUUAGGGUUCUUAGUUUCUUACCACAAAUCCCAACAAGCUUCAUCCUUCGCACCUUGAUAUAACAAUGGCAACGGCUUCAGUUGCUUUUAAGUCUAGGAAAGAUCGUAGGAAGCAAAAAGAAUUAGAGGAAGCUCGUAAAGCCGGGCUUGCUCCGGCUGAGGUAGACGAGAAUGGAAACGAAAUAAACCCCAACAUACCUGAUUUUUUGUCAAAAGCUCCAUGGUAUACCAACUCUGAAAAACCGAGUUUAAAGCAUCAAGAGAAUUGGAAAACUGAACCCGUUUCGACAAAAGCAUAUUAUGACAGAGGUGCAAAGAUUUAUCAAGCCGAAAAAUAUCGCAAAGGAGCGUGUCAAAACUGUGGUGCUAUGACACAUGAUAUGAAAACAUGUAUAGAAAGACCUCGUAAGGUUGGAGCAAAAUACACAAACAAGAACAUUGCACCUGAUGAGAAAAUCGAGAGUAUUGAAUUGGAUUAUGAUGGUAAGAGAGACCGAUGGAAUGGUUACGAUCCUUCGUCUUAUCGUCAUGUGAGAGAUCUUUAUGAAGCAAAAGAUAAUGCACGAGAGAAUUACUUGAAGGAGCAACAACUUAAGAAACUAGAGGAGAAGAACAAUAAUGACGCAAACAUUGAUGGAGAGGAAGAAGAAGACGACGAUUUAAGGAUUGAUGAAGCUAGGGUUGAUGAGAGCAGGCAGGUGGAUUUUGCAAAGGUUAAAAAACGUGUACGAACAACUGAUGGUGGAAGCACAGGAACUGUAAGGAAUCUGCGUAUAAGAGAAGAUCCUGCAAAAUACUUGUUGAACCUUGAUGUUAACUCAGCUUAUUAUGAUCCUAAAUCGCGAUCCAUGCGUGAAGAUCCGCUCCCAAAUGCAGAUCCAAAUGAGAACUUUUGUUUGGGAGAUAAUCAAUAUAGAAACAGUGGCCAAGCUCUAGAGUUCAAACAGAUAAACAUGUAUUCAUGUGAAGCAUUUGAAAAAGGACAGGACAUACAUAUGCAAGCGGCUCCAUCUCAAGCUGAGUUGUGUUAUAAGAGGGUUAAGGUUGCAAAGGAAGAACUGAAUAAUCAGAUAAAGAACACAAUCAUGGCAAAGUAUGGGAAUGCAGCUGCAAAAGAUGAUAUUCCGAUGGAGCUUUUGUUUGGACAAAGUGAAAGACAAGUUGAGUAUGAUCGCGUAGGGAGGAGGAUUAUAAAGAGUGGCUGAAAAAAAGUUUAGUUUCUUUUCUGUUUAAGACUUUAACCAUGUCACAUUGAAGAAACCUUAUUACGUUUC